AUGGAGACUUUAUCUCUGCUAUUGCUGAACCUGGGGUUGGUUCUCGCAGAAGCCUCGGGAAACACAAUGAAGAUAAUUAAAGAAGAAUUUUUAGAGGAAGAAAUGGAAUAUGACAUAGCAAAAAGUGGCCAAGAAAAACAGACCAUUGAGGGAUUAACGAACUGGACACUGUUAGAUAAAAAUACCAACCUCAGCAUGUCCAAGGAUGUUAUGUUUUCUUCAUUAAUGACAUUCAGAAGCUUACAGUAUAGCUUCCCCAAGGGAAACAGUCCAGGUGGUGACAGAGAGUGUUGUAAUGCCAUGGUCUUCUGGAGAACUGUGUCAGAAGCUAAUGGGUCAUACAAACUGAGAAAUAACUUCAUCCAUGACUCCACAGAAAUGAUGCAUGGGAUCCCCAAGUUCCCUAGUUGCAGGUAUGAACUGAAUCUUGAUAUGGUUCGAGGUAAUGUGGUAGAACCAAGCUGCUACGAAAGCCCCAAACUGAAGACCGUUAUACGCCAGCUCCCGACAGAAAAACAAUUUCCCAGAUGCCAAUAUAACAGUGUUACCGCAUUUAAAAAACUGUUCACAGUGCUGACAGGUCAUUCUCUAAUGAGCUGGUUAGUGUCUCUAGAUUGUAAUUCCUACAGAACUCUGAGACUGGGGUCUUCCUAA
Molecule: messenger RNA, 654 nt
Organism: Chrysochloris asiatica (Cape golden mole)
Lineage: Eukaryota; Metazoa; Chordata; Mammalia; Afrosoricida; Chrysochloridae
Gene: RNASE11
Product: ribonuclease, RNase A family, 11 (non-active)
Exons: 1
Coding region: 1-654 (217 amino acids)
Molecular function (GO): nucleic acid binding
Source: RefSeq, a predicted model, not a curated record